UGUGUUUGUUAUGUUUGUGGAGUAAUUAUGCGGAGAAUUGGUAGACAAGCGCAAAUACCCACAAUUUCGCCAACUUCAGGGACUCGUUUAUUUCAAUGAAGAGAUACAGUCGCGAAACAAAAGCUGCGUCAUCUGUCACACGUGACUCCCUCACAUGCUAAGUUGCACGAACUCUCCAGGCCUAUCAUAAUUCAAAAUUCUCCUGCACAAUGACGAAUCCAUUUACCCGGCUUUAGUCUGAUACCGGGCGCACUGCCUAGGAUGAAUUUUUUAGAAUUGCAAGUUUCCGCAACAUGAAAAGAUAUCGAAUCAGUCAUCUGAGCGCCGACCAAACGAAUUUAUUCUUCAGAAACUUCACAAAGUACACUUUCACGAGAGUCACUUAGUGCCAAGGACGAUCUGCGAUGGCGAGUCGGAGAUCGCGAGUCGGUGCGCCCGCUCUCACGAGGACGCAAGCGUUACGUCAGGCGAGAAGCGCUGCUCUAGUGAAGGAAUAUGAACAGAAGAGGGAAACAAGGCCGCAGCAAGUGGCAGAACCUGUCACUAGGCGCAGGCAUGUUGUCGCCGAGCAGAAGAAGGUCGAUUUCAGCAGGCCGACCAUGACGAAGGCGAUGAUGGCGCGGGUAAAGCACGCGGAGAAGUUCAAGCAGGAGUACGAGCGUAAGCGGGAGGAGGCGGUACCCGCGCGUAGAAUACCGAGAAGAACAGUCGCUCCGAUCGGCGGUGAUGUCAGAUUCGGUACAGAAAGAGUCGCGAGGCGCGCCCCGACCCCAUCGCCGUCGACAUCGCCUUUCAGAGCGCCGAGAAGGCUCACGCCGUCGCCGGCCAGAAGAAUAGCGGAAUUGCCGUCCAUACCGGAGAGGACCAGGGAACUGGCGAGGUCCAUGAACGCUCAAGUGAUCCAAGCUGAGCCGGUUGGCGAAGGUCCGAUCGACAGUAUCGUAAUACCGCCGCGGGUGGUGGAUGAAAAUCGCACCACGAUUGUCAGCAUCCCCCAACCGCCCGUAAGAGCCGCCGAGGCGGUGUCCGAAGUGGCUAACCGCUCGAUCCAGGUGAUCAGCGAGACCCUCGACGAGCAAGAUGCGGCGGAAUCUGCUACGGUACAGGGCAAGUUGGAGGAUUUGCAGCAGGCGAGGCGCGACUUUGUGAUGGCCGUAGCGAAUGUCGGUGGUAACGCCGUGCAGCUCGGGGAUGAAGAGAGACCUACACAGAGGUAUAUACACAGAGUCCCCGAUAUCGAGGGAGAGAUGUUCCGUGUCGAGUACGGCAGAGAUCAUCCGAGCGUCGUAGCGGCACGCGAAUUCGCUCAGCGAAGUAUGGCCGGUGUAAGGGAGAGAGAGGCGGCUCGCAAAGUCGAAGAGGAGUUCACAAGAUUAGCUAGGCAACCUUUGCCGGAGGACUUGCGCUUCGACAUGCCCUUCGAGGAGGAUUUCCUCCAGGAGGACUUACCGUGGGAAGAGGCCGAGGAGUUCGAUCUAUCGCGUCCUACCAAGAUAACGGAUAUACCGGUGCGCGAAGAGUCUUACGAUUAUCCUACCUUCGACCCGGAGCAGCUCGAGAGAUUCUUCGACGUGGAACGGUACCCGCCUAGCCCACGUAUCAGGCCACCACCCGGUCGUGAGCAUCUACAUCCGGAUCUGUGGGAACUGGAGGAUCCUUGGGCCGCGUGUGAGCAGUGUUCGCGGCCAGACGUAUCCGAUCUCAUCCGCUUCGACAGUCCUUGAUCAUUCAUCCUUUAACUUAGUCAUGUUUCCGAGAUGCAGAAUGUUGAAGAAAAGAGACUCGAUCUCAUUCGAGCACGACAAGCAGAAACCGACUACGAGCAAUUUUGUGAAAAAACGAACAAAGGAAAAAUUAUUCAAUAAAGCCAGAAGAGUAAGGACC
Messenger RNA from Odontomachus brunneus, 1884 nucleotides. RefSeq lists its product as uncharacterized. NCBI's taxonomy places the organism in Eukaryota, Metazoa, Arthropoda, Insecta, Hymenoptera, Formicidae. The transcript is spliced from 5 exons. The coding region runs from base 405 to 1724 and encodes 439 amino acids. The record is from RefSeq and is a predicted model, not a curated record.